AGCAAAGAUGGUGGCAUCAAAAAUCCCUGUUCUCAAGCUCAACAAUGGGAAGGAGAUGCCUAUACUGGGACUUGGAACUUGGAAGUCCAAACCUGGUGAAGUGGAGCAUGCUGUGAGAGAUGCAAUUGACCUUGGGUACAGGCAUAUUGAUGGUGCUAUAGCAUACAAAAAUGAGGAGGAAGUUGCUGAAGGGAUCAAGGCGAAGAUUCAAGACGGGACAGUGAAACGGGAAGACCUCUUCCUAACAACCAAGUGCUGGAACACAUAUCAUCGAAAAGAGAUGGUAGUUAAAGCUCUUAGAGACUCUCUCAAAAGAUGGGGAAUUGACUACAUUGACCUUUACUUGAUACAUUGGCCCAUGGGAUUCAAGGAAGGAGAUGAAUAUUUUCCAAAGGAUGAGAAUGGAAAGUUCCUCUAUUCUGAUUUUGACUAUUUGGAAACAUGGGAAGGGAUGGAAGAGUGUGUAGAUUUGGGCUUGGCCAAAUCCAUUGGAUUGUCCAAUUUUAACAGCCAACAGGUCGAUCGUGUCCUUGCUAAGGCUCGCAUCAAACCUGUUGUGAACCAGGUGGAGUGUACUCCUUGGUUGCCGCAAAAUAAGUUGCUUGCCUUCUGCAAGGAGAGAGGAAUUCAGAUGGUUGCCUAUAGCCCAUUGGGAUCACCUGACAGGCCAUGGGCUAAACCCGAAGAUCCAACUCUGAUAAAUGAUCCCAAGGUCAAGGAGAUCGCCAGCAAAUAUGGGAAGUCUCCAGCCCAAGUUCUCAUUCGUUUCCAAGUGUGUUCCUGCCUAUGGCUUCAAUUUGUUAUAGUUCAGAGAGGGAUUGCAACAAUCCCCAAAUCAGUCACUCGAGAAUACAUUCAGGAGAACAUGGAGGUUUUUGACUUCGAACUGUCUGCAGAUGACAUGACCAUUCUUGAUGGCUUUGACCAGGGAGGGAAGGGGCGUAUUUGUCAUGUCAGUUGGUAUUCUGAUCAUCCCUACUUUCCAUUCCACAUUGAAUUCUAAGGUGCUACUCCAUUUUAUAAAGUCUGCAAGUGUUGCUGAGGAAUGGAAUCUUCUAUCUUUUGGAGGGUAUGAUGUUUCACCUGCAAUAAAACCUGAAGUGGUUAGAGAAAAA
Messenger RNA from Darwinula stevensoni, 1115 nucleotides. The record is from the annotation of a GenBank genome assembly. Lineage: Eukaryota; Metazoa; Arthropoda; Ostracoda; Podocopida; Darwinulidae.